Cucumis sativus (cucumber) is the source of this 1791-nucleotide messenger RNA. RefSeq names its product oxidation resistance protein 1. The record is from RefSeq and is a predicted model, not a curated record. Lineage: Eukaryota; Viridiplantae; Streptophyta; Magnoliopsida; Cucurbitales; Cucurbitaceae. The coding region runs from base 574 to 1509 and encodes 311 amino acids. The transcript is spliced from 9 exons.
AGUCGACGAAAACUCUUUAUUAGAGGAGUUUUACAGAAGUGUGCUAAUUUUGUGGACAAUUUUGCAAGAAAACAAUAUUUCAACCAAAAAUGAAUUUGUAAAAUUAGGAUCCUAAAAUGGAAUAUGCGAAAGCGAAAUGGGAAGGAAGUUUCAAAAUCAGCGCCAAAGGGCGAGUGGGAAAAUCUUUGACAGAGAAGCUCAAAUCUCCACCUUUCUCUUUUUCUUUUUUCGUAAUUUCGUAAUUUUCCUUCUGGAUUUUGAUUGUCAUUCAUCGCCACACGCCACAUACCACCGCCUUCCCUUUCCUUUUCUUUGAUUUCUUCAAUCAUGGGGAACCCAUUUCCAAAGCUUGAAGCUUUCACAAACCCCACUUUCAAACAUUGAUUCUUUUUUUUUUUUUUUCUUUUGUUUUUCGACCCAACCAAAUGCAGGCUAUGAAGGAGAAAGUCUCUGAGAGGUUCUCCGGCCUCUUCUCUAAUUCCACCAGUUCCGAAUCCUCCAAACCACCUCCCCCUGAUCCUCGUACUCAGGGCUUUGAAGAAGGGAUGCCACAGACCAAAAUAAUGUUUGGGUAUGACUCGGGAUGAAUUACUGUUUGAGGCCAGGCCAAAAUCGAAAGGAAGAAAAUCUCUGUCUUCAUAUUUAUCCUUAAUAAUCCCUUCCAUACAUGGGUCUAAACCUUCUGCUUCUCGUCAAGACACUGAUGCAGUUCAAUCUCCCUCAGUUCGAUAUUGUGAUGCAAACAAUGAUUUCCAGGAGGAAGGCUCAGAUACUUCUUUAGGAUGUAGUAUACCAUUCAAGACGGAAGAAAUACCUAGACAUCAGGGUGAAAAUAAGGAUUGUGGUUCAGCAUAUGAUGAGGGAAAACUGAAUAAACUAGGAGUUGAGUAUGACUCGGCAUGUAGAAAGAGCACUUGUAGUUCAGAUGGGUUUGAAGAAGCUAUGGAGCGACCCACUCCAAGAAACCCUUUAUCAGACCUCAUGUAUGAGUCAGCUUUUAUCACUUCACACUUGUAUGAAUUCCUUGGGUGUUGUCUUCCCAACAUUGUGAAAGGGUGCAAAUGGGUCUUACUGUACAGUACGAUGAAGCAUGGUAUAUCUCUUCAAACUCUUAUUCGCAACAGCCACAAUCUUCCUGGCCCUUGUUUACUGAUUGUUGGAGAUACUCGAGGUGCUAUAUUUGGUGGUCUUCUAGAAUGCCCGUUGAAGGCUACAGCCAAAAGAAAAUAUCAAGGAACUCACCAGACAUUUGUUUUUACAACGAAAUAUGGUGACCCAAGGCUUUUUCGAGCAACUGGAGCCAACCACUAUUAUUAUAUUUGUUUGAAAGAUUUACUGGCACUUGGAGGCGGUGGUAGCUUUGCCUUAUGUUUGGAUGGUGACUUAUUAAGUGGAACUAGUGGACCGUGUGACACAUUUGGUAGCUUAUGCUUGGCGCAUGACCCAGAGUUUGAGCUAAAAAAUGUUGAGUUGUGGGGUUUCACACAUGCAUCAAGAUACUUCACCUGAAGAUUUGUUAUAGUUCUUUUCAGAGUUUGUGCUCAUAUUUAAGUUUGUGAUUAUAUUAUUUAUUUUUUGUUUUGUUCUUUUAACAGUUUUAAUGAUUAUUCAAUUAAAACGAUCUACCAUAAAAAGAAGCCUUUACCUUUUUUUUGGGUGUAACUUCAUCUAUUUAUCAGAUUAACAAUUCUUUUGUAUUGUUAGUUCCAAGUGUAGACCAAAUGUCAAGAAUUAGUGAAUUUGAAUGACAUUUCAUGCUUCUUAUUGAUAUUGAUUGAAGCAUAGUAUUGA